Cetraspora pellucida is the source of this 296-nucleotide messenger RNA. The record is from the annotation of a GenBank genome assembly. NCBI's taxonomy places the organism in Eukaryota, Fungi, Glomeromycota, Glomeromycetes, Diversisporales, Gigasporaceae.
AAAAACUUCUUAUCGAGAAAAAUCAAGAAAAAAAUAUGAUCGACGAAUUAGUACAUUGUCAAAGUCAAAUAGGGUAUAUGAAAAAAUGUUUGGUUUGUCAAACUUCUAAUAUUGAUAACAGAAAACGAGUUUGUCCAACGUGUAAUAAUAAGCUACUAACAAUUUCUGAAAUAAACCAACAAUUUAUUGAGCCGUCUAAUACAAAUAUAGUUGAAAAGUCUCUAGAUAUUCGCUCUUAUACAUUAGAAGAGGCACAGUUAGCUCCAGAAAAUGAGAUUUAUACACCGCAACUAUUU